GGGGGGACAGGCAGCCAGAGUGUAUUCAUACACGUUAGGCUUAUAUUGAGGUCCCUCCCCCUCUCAAGGUCGAAUUACUGACCCCACCUAGGAUACACUCCCACAACAAGAGAGAAGUCUUACAGCAUGGACCCAAUGGGCACUUGCCAGGGGGGGGGGUCCCCACCAGCAUAGGACAUGCCUGAUUUACCUGAGGGCCACUAACCCUAGUGGCCUCUACGAGGACAGGAAGCCGCCGACUUGUCAAAGAUUAAUAUUAAUCAUAUGAGGUCAAGGAAAAAUGGACCCAUCAUCAAUGGUUGAACUUCCUGCUUACGAGUAUGCCCCUCGAUGGAUGCAACUAGAUGAGCGUUGUCAUCAUCCAGACUAUAAUAAUGAUCUAACGCAGUUCUUGACGAGGACAGUGACUCUCAUCAGAGAGAAAGUGUCUGAUGCUCUUGGGUUUAACAUCCGAGGAGGCAAGGAACAUUUUUGUGGGAUAUAUCUCUCCAAAGUGAUGCCUAAUACAGAAGCUGAGCGACUAGGGUUGCGAGAAGGUGAUCAGAUUGUCUCUGUAAAUGGAACCGAUUUUGAGGACAUUGAACAUGCCAAGGCUGUGAAGAUUUUAAAAUCUAACACAGAAAUAAUGAUGCAACUGAGAAACUUUCCAUAUGGAUAUAAAAAAACAUAUGAGAAUGUGCAAAAUUCUAACAUAGCUUCCAGUUAAUUGAAAAUAGUCCUGAUACUGAACCCUUUUUUUUCCCAUUGAAAGUUGAUCUAGUUUUUUAUAAAAAAAGAAAUGUUAUAAAUAUUUUUAUUUUACAGUGCUGGAAGGUUGCUGGCAUUCAGUAUACAGUAUUUCUAAAGUUACUGUACAAUGGUCCGUUUUUAAAGACGUGCUUUAUAAUUUCUGUACGGUUGUUUCUAUUUAGACUGUGUUGGUAUAAUAAUUACAGUACCCAUCUUUCUAUUGAUUGACAGGAAACAUUAUAUAAUUCCUAAUACCUAGUACGGUAUUGCUGCCUGAGAUUAUAACUCGUACUCAUUAAAUGAAAUGUUUAGUACUUUAUAUUAAAGUAUUCUCCCACCAUCUACUUCUAAUCAGAUCAUCACUCUCAUGUCUAAUAUUACCACUAACCCCCCCCCCCCCACACACCCCCCCCCCCAACCUACCAGUCUCCCUGCUCCACAUUUCCAGGCCUUUAUGUUUUCUGAAAGUUUUACAUUUUCUCCCUAUCCUCAUUAGUUUUUCUUUUUGUUAUACUGGUACAUUUAUUUACAUGGCACUUUCAUUCACUUUAUAUCCAUGAAAUCCACUUUUCUUUAAAUAAACUGCUUACAAUGUGCUCAUUCUACUAAACAAUUCCUCUUGUUCUCAAGAACACACUAUCCCACAGAAGGACAUUGCAAAAGGUCUAUUGGCCUAUAUGAGACAGCUCCUAUUUAUAUCCCCCCAAACUCGUUCAUGAAUGUCUAACCUAUGCUAUAAAUAAUCCAGCUGAUCCCAUGUCUAAAUCCCAGCCCAUCCCUAAAUUUAAAUUUGUCCCACUUAUAUCCAUUAAUUUGUAUAGAUAUAUUACAAAUGUUACUUGUA
Molecule: messenger RNA, 1573 nt
Organism: Procambarus clarkii (red swamp crayfish)
Lineage: Eukaryota; Metazoa; Arthropoda; Malacostraca; Decapoda; Cambaridae
Product: PDZ domain-containing protein 11
Biological process (GO): neurotransmitter secretion; protein localization to basolateral plasma membrane; maintenance of epithelial cell apical/basal polarity
Cellular component (GO): synapse; basolateral plasma membrane; cell-cell junction
Molecular function (GO): protein binding
Source: RefSeq, a predicted model, not a curated record